Molecule: messenger RNA, 1297 nt
Organism: Macroventuria anomochaeta
Lineage: Eukaryota; Fungi; Ascomycota; Dothideomycetes; Pleosporales; Didymellaceae
Product: GroES-like protein
Exons: 1
Coding region: 222-1217 (331 amino acids)
Biological process (GO): alcohol metabolic process
Molecular function (GO): zinc ion binding; alcohol dehydrogenase (NADP+) activity
Source: RefSeq, a predicted model, not a curated record
UAAUUCCGGGACCAUGAGCUCUGCGACGUCAUGUUUGUGGUGGAGCUUUUGCCAUGCUCGAAGUGGAGCCUUUCGAUCAUAGAGACGUGCGCUGACCCUCAUAUAUGGCAACACUCCGCUCAUUGCCCUGAGCCCAUCUCACAUACUCAACUGCACUCACGACUACUUACAAUAAAAGUCGUUUGUUUUUGAUACCCUAAACCAUAUCACACCACAUCAACAUGCCUUCAUUCACAGUUUUCAAGGGCUCCAAGGACGGCAAGAUCGUCAAGAGCGAGACCAAGAAGGGCGAUCUCCAGAACGACCAGGUCCUCGUCAAGGUCACCGCCUCCGGUCUCUGCGGCACAGAUGAGCACUACAGGUCAGCAGACAUGGUCCUCGGCCACGAGGGCGCCGGUGUUGUUGAGGAGACAGGACCCAACGUCAAGAAUCUGAAGAAGGGCGACCGCGUUGGAUGGGGAUACCAACACGACUCUUGCGGCGACUGCGAGUACUGCCUGACUGGCCGCGAGACCUACUGUUCUGAGCGCCAGAUGUACGGUGCUGCCGACCUCGACCAGGGAUCUUUCGCUUCUCACGCCGUCUGGAAGGAGGCUUUCCUCUUCAAGAUCCCCGAGGGUCUCAGCGACGCUGAUGCCGCUCCUCUGAUGUGCGGUGGUGCCACCGUCUUCAACGCCCUCUACACAUACGGCAUUAAGUCCACCGACCGUGUUGGUGUCAUGGGUGUCGGUGGUCUCGGUCACCUUGCCAUCCAGUUCGCUGCUCGCAUGGGCUGCGACGUCGUCGUCUUCUCCGGAACCGAGAACAAGAAGGAGGAGGCCACCAAACUUGGAGCCAAGGAGUUUAUCGCCAUGAAGGGCAAGGACAAGAUUGACAUUGGCCGCAAGGUUGACGCUCUCCUCGUCACCACCUCCGUCUCGCCUGACUGGAACCUCAUGCUCCCCGUCAUGGCACCCACCGGCAAGAUCUUCCCUCUCACUGUUGACGCGGGUGAUUUCAAGAUCCCCCACAUGGGUCUCAUUAGUGGCGGUCUUACUAUCCAAGGUUCCGUCGUCGCUGCACGAUCGGUCCACCGUCACAUGCUUGAGUUCGCUGCUCUGCACAGCAUCAAGCCCAUCGUUAUGGAGUUCCCCAUGACUGAGGAUGGUAUCACUGAUGCUAUGUCCACACUGAGGGAUGGCAAGAUGAGGUACCGUGGUGUCCUCAAACCCCAAUAAAUUGUUGGCGGGCGGGCAAAAUUUGAAGAGUAUGGUUUAGCGUAGCAUUGAAAGGCGUGGGGUUGAAAAGCGCCUUAUGC